AUGGAGGAAUUGAAGGACAACGCCCUUCAUGUCGAGAUGACAUUUACCACUACCAAGGGAUGUGGUGCGACGGAGGAGAUUAAGUUGCAAGAAGCUUUGAGCAAUUCUGUUCCAGACACAGGCGCGGAGAAGAAACUUGUACGGAAAAUUGACAUGCACUUAAUGCCAACUCUCUGGAUCAUGUACAUUCUCAACUAUGUUGAUGGAAAAUAUUGGAAACGCAAGAAUUGCUGGAAUGGGGGACGACCUAAAUCUUGA
Molecule: messenger RNA, 258 nt
Organism: Pseudogymnoascus destructans
Lineage: Eukaryota; Fungi; Ascomycota; Leotiomycetes; Thelebolales; Thelebolaceae
Exons: 2
Coding region: 1-258 (85 amino acids)
Source: RefSeq, a predicted model, not a curated record